AUGCCUUUGGUUUUUGUUUUUUUUUGUUCUUUAUUUUUUUUUACAAGUCUUGCUAACUCACUUGUCGUUACUUCUUUUACGACCAGUUCGCUCCAAAUCUAUGACGGCCAAGAAGGUUUUGGAGAAGGGGUGCCUUGGCUUGAAUGGACAGAUGGCGAGCAGUGGGCAUUGCUCUAUGCUCAGAAUUUUACUUUAGUCAUUUGGGUCUGGUAUAUGAUCUGGAUGUCAAGCACUUUCAUGAGCCGUACACUUUCAUUGCGUGCCUUUAUGCCAUGGAAGAACCGUGUCUGGAUAGGGUCAUGUGCCGCAAGCAUGCUAUUGCAAAUUGUGUUCUGUAUUAUUUCAGUAUUCCGUGGCCCUAAUAGCGUUCAGAGUGUGCCUUGGUGGAUAUAUAUCAUUGCAUUCUUCUGGCCAGUGGUUUUCAUGCCUGUCCAAGAAAUCGUCAAGGCGCGUGAUAUGAAAGAAUGUGUGCGCGCCCAAAAGUUAGCUAAGCUCGAGUUCAAUACCAAACUCGGAAUGCAUUCUCCACUCUAA
Lobosporangium transversale is the source of this 534-nucleotide messenger RNA. RefSeq lists its product as hypothetical. The transcript is spliced from 3 exons. Lineage: Eukaryota; Fungi; Mortierellomycota; Mortierellomycetes; Mortierellales; Mortierellaceae. The record is from RefSeq and is a predicted model, not a curated record. Bases 1 to 534 code for a protein of 177 amino acids.